Messenger RNA from Diachasma alloeum, 3788 nucleotides. RefSeq lists its product as uncharacterized. Gene Ontology annotation, cellular component: nucleus. NCBI's taxonomy places the organism in Eukaryota, Metazoa, Arthropoda, Insecta, Hymenoptera, Braconidae. Gene Ontology annotation, molecular function: DNA-binding transcription factor activity, RNA polymerase II-specific; sequence-specific DNA binding. The record is from RefSeq and is a predicted model, not a curated record. Bases 363 to 3395 code for a protein of 1010 amino acids. Gene Ontology annotation, biological process: regulation of transcription by RNA polymerase II. The transcript is spliced from 6 exons.
UGUUGCGCGUGCAUUGUUGGUGUGUGUCCCCCCUCAAAGGUUAUUUUUCAAGAUGGCCUGGGUGCUGUCGCCCGCCGAGGUGCUUACGAGCCUUACGGUUUAGCGCGGUGCUGCCGAGUGUCUCCCAACCGAUUGCUCAAAAAAAAACCCAAAAAGUGUCUCAACUCUUUUAAAAAUUGUGAUAACCUCAUUGCUCCAAAACAUGUGAGAAACCUCAAAUGGAGCGACAAGCUGCAGUGAGACUGAAGGCCGAAUGAUUUACGUCGACGAAGCGACAAACACACACGUUGUACGUCGGUCACGAGUCUCCCGCGCUCGUGUGACGUUCUACGUCCAGUCUGUUGAUCAGAUAAAGGCACGAGAUGGAAUCGGCUUUGGCCCAGGACAUACCUCCCCUCGUUGAGGCCCAAGAGGAUUCCAGCUCAGUGGAUCAACCAACAAGUAACGAUGAGGCGUUUGUUGAAGCCCCCGUGACAUCCGCCACCCACUUCAAUGCAAACAAUCAUCACGAUGAUUCACACCAGGAAUGUACAUCACAACAAUUGUCCCGCAAUGGUGCAAUGGUCCCAACAAUUGACGAUUACGAAAUCUCCAGCAUUUCCAAAAAUAAGAGCCCCGUUAAUACCGGAGUUAUCGUGACAGAUGUGAAUUCCCUUGGUGAUAGACUGUGCUCUUACAGUGCUUCAUCACCUAAGGAGAGGCCGCGUGAUUUUGCGCCGAUAAAUGCGGAGAUGAAGAAGAUUGGAGUGGAGAUUUCGGAGGAGGAGGCUAAACAAUUGAAAAAUGAUAUCAGACGAUUAUCACCAGUGCUAGUGAGUACUCACGAACGAACUCUCGGUGAGAUAUCGUUGACAUCAGAUUCUGGACUAUUUGACGAUGAUAAGCACGAGCAUAAUGAUCAGGAAGCAUCACAGAGUUGUUUAGUGGAUAAUGUUGAGAGUGUUGUGAGUGAUAAUGAUGAUAAGACGAAUGAAACUGAUGGGACAGGUGGGGGUUUGGCGGUGGGGGAGGGGGAGGGUAGAGUCAGUGAUAAGGAGAGGAUGAGUACGCCGAAGGGUUUGAUGAUCGUGUUGGAGCGCAUUGAUAAGACUCCGGAGGGCUUGAAGCUGAAGAUGAGGGAGGGGAAUGAGUUGGGGGUGGAACACACGUGUGUGAGUGAUCUGAGGAGUGUCGAGGAUGCCGAGGGAUUUAGUUUGUCGCCCAAGUACUUGGAGAAUGAUCAGUUGAUGAGGAAGAGUCCGAUGGUGAUGAUUGAGAGGGUUAAUGGACUGGGGGAGAAGCCGGUAGAGCAGGGUGAAGUGAGAAUUGCGAGGAAGCUUGAGGUGGAGUUUGAGGAGGAGGAUGAUGUGCUGGAGGCCAGCAAGAUUAGUGAAUCUUCUGACUGUUUGGGGGAUGUGGGGAGGGAGAUUGGAGAUGUUCAGGAGCAGCAUGAUACUGAGACUGAGACUGAAACUGGGUCUGAUAGCUCGGAACUCAUUGGCAUGACUGUUAACGAGACUGUCAGGUGCGGGGGAGAUGCUAUUGUUUGUGAUGAGGUGAAUCCGGAAGUGAUGGCGAGGCUUGGGGCUGGGGAACCUGAGGCCUUUACGGAGGACUCGGCUGAGAGCCUGGCAUUGGCCACGGGGGCCAGGGAUGAAGUCAGGUCGGAUGGCAGCGACUCCGGGCUUGGGGGAGAAAUUCCGGGGGAUCCGGGACCUACGCCGGCACCUGAGAGCGAUUCAGAGACGAGCUUUCUGGAUAGAAUACCUGAUGAUAUUCUAUCGGAUAAGGAGAAAGUGGUGAAUACACUGGAUGACUACGGGUCACCUAGCGGCAGUACCAAUGCAGUGACACUGCCUAGUUUCCCAACGCCACAAAAGAGUAGCCUGAAGCGACGAUUGAGCGACUGCAUGGAGGGUGAGCCGAAUGCCAAACGUAACAACAGUGAGCCAGCUAGGAAAAAACGUAAUAUACAGUUUGACGCUGUUACGGUUUAUUAUUUUCCACGGUCUCAAGGAUUCACCUGUGUGCCCUCUCAGGGUGGGAGUACACUGGGCAUGAGUGCAACGCACACCCACGCAGAGAGAUUUUCGCUGUCUGAGCAUGCAGCUGAACAACGACGACUCCAUCGUGCUCGUUUGGCGCAGCUACGCUCGGAGAGAGCGGCGAAUUGUGUGGUAGAGGCUGCCUCGAGCUCCGAGGAUCCGAGCGACGACACAGAUGACGAGCCCAGCGACGGCGAGGAGCUCGAUAUUGACAGCUACUAUUUUCUGCAGCCCGUACCUACGUGGCAGAGACGCGCUCUACUGCGCGCCGCCGGGGUCAGAAGGAUAGAUGCACUCGAGAAGGACGAGUGCAGAGACAUACGUGCUAGUAGGGAACAUUGCGGAUGUGGCUGCAAGGGCUAUUGCGAUCCUGAGAGUUGUCCUUGUUCCAGGGCUAAUGUUAAGUGCCAAGUGGACCGUGCAGGUUUCCCGUGCGGCUGUUCCCGCGACGGCUGUGCGAACUCCUCAGGGCGGAUAGAGUUCAAUCCAGUUCGAGUCCGCACGCACUUCAUCCACACCCUAAUGCGCCUAGAGCUCGAGAAAAAAUCACGCGACGAGGACUCAACCGAACACGAGCCUUCCCUCCCCCGAGGUCCCCUCCGCGACCACCACCCAGCCCAAAUCCACGAUCCCCAACCCCCCGACACUUGCUUAACCAACGGCUUCACAACCCUCCACUACGAUCCCCACGAUCCCACUGUCUGCCAGCCUCUCCAUCCAGUUCGGGAGGACAGCCUCGACCUCUACGCAAUUCGCGACGACUGCUAUCCCUCCGAAGAAACCGUCGACAAUCCGCACAAUUCACCCCGCAAGCUGCAUCCCGAGUUCAGUCAAGCUUUCCAGCCCUUUCCAACUCAACCCUUCCCCCCGCAAACCUAUCCAGACUAUCAAUCGUAUGAAAAUCUUCCCUCGACCUCGAGAACUCAAUUCUCCCCGCAAUUUCAAUCAGUACCUUCAAAUCAAAACUUUUCCCACUACUCUCCUUACCAAGACCCCACGAUGCAACAAUCCUGUCACCAGCACCAGCAGCAUCAACACCAACAACAACAGCAGCAGCCGCACCAACAGCAAACCAUCUACGAAACGUCAUUCACCGAUGAUAAUGGGGUCCAGCAGUACACUAAUCUCAAUUCAGUACAACCCAUGAGCAGUGUUGUACAGCAAAUGGGCAAACUCGAGCCAUUCUCUGAAUUAUUAGCUGGUCGUUACUCAUAUUACGGGGAUGUUGAGCCACAGCCAAUCAGCAGUUAUCAUACAACCAAAAUUGAGGAGAAGGUUGUGGUGCAGGAGGGCGAGGAGGGAGGUGAUGAUUGUGAUGAGAACUUUGGGGAAAUCAUCAAGAAGAGCAUGGUUGAAACUGUGUCUGCUUGAAUGGAUGGCACAUGACAUGGAGGGUCUCAUCGAUUUUAAUUUGUCGGCAGAAUAUUUUGGGUACCUGAGGAAAGCUCUGCAUUUUUUUAAUUCAUUGGUUAAUCAAUCUGGUUGAUUUUUGAGUCAAGUGGUUCAGGGAAAAGUCAAUUUUCUGCAAAAGACGAGUCGAUGAAUUUUGAUGAUUUUCUGUCGUUUCGAAGAUAUUCGGAGCAGAAUAUGAGAUAUUCUGUGUUAACACAGAUAGGGAGCUUGCAUGAAGCUCAAUUCUUUCUAAUUUCCUUAUUUACACAUUCCCCGUAACAUAUGGAUAGCUAAACAGCAAAAAUUGUAGAGAAAUUAGUAGCGAAGCGGUAAAACGGUUGAAGUCGAUUUUGACUAUUUUCCAGUUUUCAA